AAAAAAACUGUCUCCAGUUGGUUAGCCGCGACAAGCUUCCUCUCUCUAAUUUGGUUUGUCGGAUUGUUGAAAACUACAGUCUGAGUUGAUGAACAUAGUAAGUGUCACAAUUGCCUCUCCGCGAGUCAAGAUCCGGAAUGCUCAAGCGAAUAAAAAACCAGUCCCACAUAACCACUUGUCUCGAUAUCCCCAUCCAACCAGAACUCAAAUGCGUACACCUUCAUCCCUCACAACUCUCCCGGUUGAACUCCAGAGGCUCAUCUGUGAAACUGUGCCCGACCGCCCAACUCUCAGGGCGUUGAACGCCACCAACCAACAUUUUGGCAACAUGACAGACGCACUACUUUGGAGGCAUAUCACGAUGCCCUUAUCGCUGCAUGGCAGCGCAAUACACCGACAUCUAGACAUCAAAGAGCUUCUCCUGACACCCCCACCGCAUCGCUCGAUCGGAGGAUACGUCCGAUCAAUAUGUAUUACGAUCGGGUAUUGGGAGGAUCAAAAUGGGGAGGAGCAUCAACGUCUCGACACCGUGCAGGAAGCCAAGCGACUGGUCGAGGGCAUCAGAUUGUGCCCCAGGCUUCGGAGACUCGAGUUCUCCCUCGGAGGGGAAUCCGAGCCAGCACAAAUAUUUUUCCGUGAGAAGGUUUAUCAAUCAGAUCACAAGGAGGGAUCUGAGGUCCACAUCGAAAUGCCUCCUGCGCUCCAUAGAAAUGAUCACGCAGAACCCUCCUGGCGGCCUUCUCGAGCCAUACACGCCUCUCCCGGAGUCCGAUUGGAGCGAGCUCCAAUCUAUUCAUGUGCAGCACAUCGAUUCCAUCAUCCCAUUCCUUCGGCUAACACUUCACUUUUCGGAAUUUUCGAGUGAAGCCAGAGCAGCGAUGGCAUCAGAUUCUCGGGACUGAACGGUCUGUUCCCCGCAAUUUCUACGCUCGGCAUUGGGCGUUGGGGAUCGAAU
Molecule: messenger RNA, 955 nt
Organism: Cantharellus anzutake
Lineage: Eukaryota; Fungi; Basidiomycota; Agaricomycetes; Cantharellales; Hydnaceae
Exons: 4
Coding region: 209-865 (218 amino acids)
Source: RefSeq, a predicted model, not a curated record